Metopolophium dirhodum (rose-grain aphid) is the source of this 504-nucleotide messenger RNA. RefSeq lists its product as uncharacterized. Bases 1 to 504 code for a protein of 167 amino acids. The transcript has a single exon. The record is from RefSeq and is a predicted model, not a curated record. Lineage: Eukaryota; Metazoa; Arthropoda; Insecta; Hemiptera; Aphididae.
AUGAAAACUAAAACUGGUGUUAUAAUUUCCCGUCUUUGGCUCUGUUACUCUGUUGAAUUAGAUAAAGUAUACUGUGAAACAUGCUGGCUUUUUGUUGAUUACAAUCAUCGAAAUUUUAAGUCAGAAUGGAUUGAAGGCAUUGAUGAUUGGCAACAUUUGUUCCAAAAAAUAAUUUCUCAUGAAAUAUCAGGUCCUCAUUUAGUGCAUUCAAUGCAACUUAGACUUGUAUGGGCAAAUAAGUGUACUAUUGAUAAAGAGUUAGAAGUUCAAAUUUCUAAUGAAGCUAAAUACUGGAGAGAUGUUUUGGAAAGAAUAAUUAAAAUAAUUUUAAGUCUUACUGCUGGUAAUUUGGAACUCCGUGGUAAUGAAACCAAUCAAUUUUGCGAAGGAAAUUUUCUUAGAACAGUAAAACUAUUUGCAGAAUUUGACCCACUUUUAAGAACACUUCUUGAUGAAAAAGAUGGCCAUAUUAAAUAUCUAAGUCCAGCUAUUCAGAAUGAGUGA